Molecule: messenger RNA, 1352 nt
Organism: Aspergillus wentii DTO 134E9
Lineage: Eukaryota; Fungi; Ascomycota; Eurotiomycetes; Eurotiales; Aspergillaceae
Product: aurora family serine/threonine-protein kinase
Exons: 3
Coding region: 15-1181 (388 amino acids)
Biological process (GO): regulation of cytokinesis; protein phosphorylation; mitotic spindle organization
Cellular component (GO): spindle midzone; spindle pole centrosome; chromosome passenger complex
Molecular function (GO): protein kinase activity; ATP binding
Source: RefSeq, a predicted model, not a curated record
CCCAUCCCCUACCAAUGGCUACUACCAAGGCAUUAGAAGCUCGUUUCGAGCAUCUGUCUGUCAAAGACGAAAAUGAGAACGGCAACAACCGUUAUCAACCAAAGACCAAGGGCUCUCUCUCGACUGUGUCUUCAGGUCUCGGCUCCACAGGACAGUUGGGCAAUAACUCUAAUAGGUCGAAUCUCUUAAAGCUAGCCCUUCAAAAUACCAACGAAAACAAGGUCAACGCAAUUAAUUCGAGUUCAUCCCCCGCCAAAGCAUCGCAAAAUCCAUUGCCGGCCCGCAAUGCAGAUGAGAACGGUGACCCCCGACUCGUUGGAGAGCAGGCGGGUCCCAAAAAAUUACACCUCGGAAUGUUCGAAAUUGGCAAGCCAUUGGGAAAGGGGAAAUUUGGAAGAGUCUACCUGGCAAAGGAGCGAUCUUCGGGCUUUGUUUGUGCUCUCAAGGUCCUGCAUAAGUCUGAGCUGCAACAGGGCGGAGUGCAGAAGCAAGUCAGGCGGGAAAUCGAGAUCCAGAGCAACCUUCGUCAUCCAAAUGUCUUAAGGCUCUAUGGGCAUUUCCAUGACAGCAAGCGGAUCUUCCUGAUCCUAGAAUUCGCGGGCCGGGGAGAAUUAUACAAGCAUCUUCGGAAGGAGCAUCGAUUCCCCGAGUGGAAGGCUGCGCAGUACAUUGCACAAAUGGCUGCAGCUCUCAAGUACUUGCAUAAAAAGCAUGUUAUGCACCGUGAUAUCAAGCCCGAAAAUAUUCUUGUUGGAAUCCACGGUGAAAUCAAAAUCAGUGAUUUCGGUUGGAGUGUCCAUGCGCCAAACAACAGAAGGCAGACCAUGUGUGGAACCCUGGACUAUCUUCCUCCCGAGAUGCUCAAACCAGGCGCCCAGGACAACUUUUACAGUGAGAAGGUUGAUUUGUGGAGUUUGGGUGUGUUGACAUACGAAUUUUUGGUCGGCGAGGCACCCUUUGAAGACACCCCAGUCAUGACACAAAGACGAAUCGCUAGGGCAGACAUGGCAGUCCCUUCCUUUGUGAGCCCUGAGGCGAGGGACUUGAUCAAAAGGCUGCUCGUCCUUGACCCUGAGAAACGUAUUUCGCUUGAUGAGAUCCAGCGUCAUCCCUGGAUUCUCAAGCAUUGCGCGAAGGAUGCGAAGCGGAGCUCUGGCUCUUCGAAGGAUGAAAAAGCAUGACCCCAAGACCAAGCAAUGAAGACGCAUCCCUUAGGCGUUGCACUAUUUUGAUUUCUUUUCCAUCAGCCUACAUGGAGUUUAAUGGGUUUCAGCCAGGGCGCUGGUGUUUUUUUGUCAAGCAUUUUCGUCUCACAGGAGUUCAACGGGAAUCUUUCGGGGAAUGGUUUUUUU